CAAAUGAAGUAAGGAAGUUACUGUGGCAAUUAAAAUGACUCUUCAAUGGUCUCAGGGAUGGUGGACUUAGGAUCACAUCAGCUGCAGCGACUAGUGGAUCUGCUGACAGUUCAUGAGUGUGAAGAGCUUCUGAUGACCCUCUCCAACCCAGUGGAAAACACCUUCAGUCAGCUCAGUUGCCUCUCUGAAGAGACAAACCAAUUCAGACAGAUGCCCCGUACACCCAGAGAUACAGACAAAGAGUCCCACUGUCAUCCAGUUUUGAUAGGCUGGCUCCAGACUCAUAGUGAACAGAUGUACUACAACAGACUGUCUCGCACUCUUCAACAGAUUGGAAGGACUGACAUUGCAAUAGAGUUGGGUAAGAACAUCAAUCAGGACAAGAAUCUGGCUAUGCAGCACUAUGUUGAGGAAUAUCAUGAGCAGGUCAACCAAAUGGCCUCCCAUUUAAUCCACUCCCAAGCUGAGGAAACAACUUACAAAGAAACACGUCAUUCUGCAAAACAAGAGAGGAGCUUGUCCUGGAAGGAUUUGGACCUGGUGGUGGAGUGGCAAUCAACACCACCAUAUCCGCACCACAUGCUGGAUGGUGCCUGGCCUCUGUUAAUUGGCCUCAUCUUUGGAGUUGGUGGUGCACUGCUCUUAGGCAUACCAUUAUUGCUCUUUAUCUUGGGUCUAUCACUAUGUGAUCAUUUUGGUCAAUCCUAAUCUAAUCUAUAAUCUCAGCACUAAAUACACCAUCAUUCCUUUCACCUUGAUGUUGUGCUAGACUUACUAAAGAUUCUAAUAAAACAAGGAAUGGCAAGUGAAAAGAAAUAAAAGGUUACAAUGUUCAUAACAUGCAAUUAAUAUAAAAAGUCUACACAUGCCAAAAUGGCAGGAUUUAUGAUGUAGAAAAAUCAUGAUAAAUCAUAGAAGUUUUA
Molecule: messenger RNA, 923 nt
Organism: Hemibagrus wyckioides
Lineage: Eukaryota; Metazoa; Chordata; Actinopteri; Siluriformes; Bagridae
Product: transmembrane and death domain protein 1-like
Exons: 4
Coding region: 46-708 (220 amino acids)
Source: RefSeq, a predicted model, not a curated record